Messenger RNA from Centruroides sculpturatus (bark scorpion), 3661 nucleotides. It is a transcript of the gene lap, whose product is annotated as phosphatidylinositol-binding clathrin assembly protein LAP-like. Gene Ontology annotation, biological process: clathrin-dependent endocytosis; synaptic vesicle budding from presynaptic endocytic zone membrane; clathrin coat assembly. Bases 187 to 2559 code for a protein of 790 amino acids. NCBI's taxonomy places the organism in Eukaryota, Metazoa, Arthropoda, Arachnida, Scorpiones, Buthidae. Gene Ontology annotation, cellular component: synaptic vesicle; extrinsic component of presynaptic endocytic zone membrane; clathrin-coated vesicle. Gene Ontology annotation, molecular function: 1-phosphatidylinositol binding; phosphatidylinositol-4,5-bisphosphate binding; SNARE binding. The record is from RefSeq and is a predicted model, not a curated record. The transcript is spliced from 21 exons.
AACGUCACGUAAAAGUCACAUCCUGAUUGGCGACGACGUUGUCAUGGUGAUUAUCAUCCGCCAUUUUGGAGCUUAGAAUCUUACACAAUCAAGUUGCAGCGAGCGAUUCUCUGGUUAACUAUUUAUUGGAAUUCAACAGUUCUUUGGGGUCUCUGCCACCCCCUUUAGUCUUCAGUGUGGUUCAAGAUGUCGGGACAGACUUUGAAUGAUCGUUUGACUGCUGCUAGACACACGUUAGCCGGUCAAGGUUUGGCUAGAGUCGUUUGUAAAGCGACAACCGAAGAAGCCAUCGGUCCAAAGAAGAAGCAUUUAGAUUAUUUACUUCACUGUACAAAUGAACCAAAUGUAUCUAUACCUCAACUGGCCAAUUUAUUGAUAGAGCGAACACAGCAUUCAAGUUGGGUUGUAGUAUUUAAAGCUUUAGUUACUGUACAUCAUUUAAUGUGCUAUGGAAAUGAGAGGUUUACUCAGUAUUUGGCCUCAAGUAAUUGUACUUUUCAACUCAGCAAUUUUCUGGACAAAAGUGGUGUACAAGGUUAUGAUAUGUCAACUUACAUAAGACGCUAUGCAAAAUACUUGAAUGAAAAAGCAGUAACUUACAGAACAGUUGCUUUUGAUUUUUGUAAAGUGAAGAGAGGGAAAGAAGAUGGAAUAUUAAGAACAAUGAACACUGAUAAACUUUUGAAAACCCUUCCCAUACUACAACUUCAGUUGGAUGCUCUCCUAGAAUUUGAUUGUACUUCAAAUGAUUUAUCAAAUGGCGUUAUUAGUUGCUGCUUCAUGCUUUUAUUCAGGGAUCUUAUCAGAUUAUUUGCUUGUUAUAAUGAUGGAAUUAUUAAUCUUCUAGAGAAAUAUUUUGAUAUGAAUAAGAAAAAUUGUCGAGAAGCACUUGAUAUAUAUAAAAAGUUUUUAAUUAGAAUGGAUAGGGUUGCGGAAUUAUUAAAAGUGGCAGAGAAUGUUGGAAUUGAUAAAGGUGAUAUUCCAGACUUGACAAAGGCACCUAGCAGUCUUCUCGAUGCGUUGGAGCAACACCUGGCCUCUUUAGAAGGAAAGAAAGGUGCUGUCAAUGCAUCUACAGCAGCUGCUAGGGCUACCAAUUUGAAAAAUGCAGUGUCAGCACUGACUUCCACAAGUAGUUCUUUCAGCAGUGCCAGUGGCAAUGGUCCUACAUCAGAAAUGAAUGGUGGUAAAGUUGAUGAAAGUCUUCGUCGUGCUGUUGAAGAGGAAGCGGCUGUCAUGAACCAGUUAAAGUCUGAUCGUGAAUCUCCUCUACUAUGGGAGCAGCCAGCUUGGAACGUAGACCCGGAACGUAGAAACAAAGAUGGGAGAUCUAGUCCUGAUGGUACAGGAAGUAUUGUAUCACCUCCAAGUGGUUCUACAAAAACAAAUCCUUUCUUGGCUUCUCCUGCUACUGAACAAGGUAUUCCAACAAGUAAUCAAGGAAUAAUUGACUUGUUUUCUUCUCCUCCUGCAACUUCAACUACUGCUCCAGCUCAGUCAAGCGAAUCAAGUGAUCUGUUAUGCAUGGGAAAUAAUCCAUUUGCAGAUAGUUUAUUUGGUAAUUCAGCCCAACCACCAACUACUCAAACUCCAUUUGUCUCUUUUGGAACUAAUGGAUUUAAUGCUACUACACCCAGUGGUCAAGGAGGUUUUGUCAGUGAUGCUUCAUUUGCUGCUGCUUUUGGUAGUGGAACUCAAGCUACAGCUGGAUCUGGAUUAACUACUACAGUGAUUCCAUCAGCUUCUUCUGAGAAAGGUACAGGCAGUGGUCUCACUCUUCCUGUCUUGGAGCCGUACAUGGGACGCUCAGCUUCUCCCUCUCCUACUGCAGAACUGAUGCAAGGAGCAGGCACCACUCCCAUUCUUGCCCAGCCAUCUGAACCUGGAUUUGGGGAAAUGACAGAAAGCAUAGAAGAAAAUGUUCCUCCAGCAACUUCAACUGGCGGUUUUUCUAACUUUGGAGAUGUCUUACAACCUUUACCUGCUGUUUCUGGUGCCAAAAUUUCUGGAACAUCUGAUGCCAAAACAUCACAUCCAGCUACAAGUAGUUUAAUCAAAGGAGAUUUAGAUUCCAGUUUGGCUAGUUUAGCCCAGAAUUUAGAUAUUAAUGGUCCAACACAAUCACUGAAAAGGUCAACAGGCCAUCAAUGGGGAGCUGUUAGACCUGGACAAGCUAAACCUGUAGUCACUACACCUAAUACAUGGGCUCCUGCAGGCCCACCAACUUCUAAUGUAGGUGGCUGGGGAUCUCCACAACAUACGUUUCAAGCAGUGGGUUCUGCACCAAAUCAGUGGGGUUCUGGUGGGAUGAUGGCUGGCCCAUUCCCACAACAGCCUGCUGCUGCAGGAAUGGGACCUCAACAACAUUUUGGAGCGAUGCCUGGUAUGCGUCCAAUGGCCCCAUCUGGUAUGGGAAAUGUUAAUAUGAUGGGAGGUAUGGGUAUGAAUGUAACUACUCAACAACCAAUGACUCAACAAACUCCUAUGUAUGGUGUACAUCGUCCUGUUGCCCCAAGUAGCACAACUUCAUCUAUAAAUGAUCCUUUUGGAGCUCUGUGAAGAUGAUUUCACAACAUUCCCUUCAGAGGAAUCUAAAGAAUGAAAUUUUUGUGAACCCAUGAACUUUGAUGAACUCUGCCUUUUUCUGAAUAGCAGCAUCAGUAGAAAAAUGUUGAUGAAAAAUCAAAAUCAGUGCCACUUACCAGUCAGCUCAUAGGAGAGUUGUCAUUGUAUUAGACAUUGGAUAGAAAAUUGGACAGAUCUGUGAAAUUUAAUAUAGGACAUCAGAAUAAGUUCAGAAAGUACUGGCACUAGCUUUUGUUGAAUUAUAUUGCUGUGAUCCCAUUUGCACUGCUUACCUUAUUAGCUAGAUAUGCAAAUCUUGUGCUGUAAAAUUGUAAAAUCUGCUGACAGUAUCUUUAGUCAUUUGUUCACUUUAAAAAUGUUGUCAUUCGUGUCCCUUUCUGAGCAAGAUGUCCUUCAUACAGCUGGCAUCCUAAUAACCUUCUAUUCUUGAUUUGAGUGAACUUAAUGUAAUACUAGCUACAUCAGCUGGGAACAGUGAAAUAGUCUCAAUUCCGUUUUGGGUGGAACUUGGGUAUAUUUUUUUCUUUUUGGGGUAUGGAAGAUGAUGAUAAACUGAUUUGAAAAAUCAGGUUAUAGGAGAACUUCAUAUAAACUUCAAUGGAAGUUUCUUGCUAUUCCUGCUUAUAACUAAUGACCAUGUUGUAUUGUGAUUGUGGCUCUGAUCACUAAAAAUUACUCAAUAGUUAAUUUGUAAAAUUUAACAUUACUAUUUUUUUGAAUCAUGUACAAAGCAAUGUGCAUUUAAAUUUUUUUUCAUGCCAUUUAUUUGUUAUAAUAUCCUAAUGAAAUGGCUAGCACAAAUGUUCGUUCUUACAGCAGGAGGCCAAUUAUUCAGUUAUAAAGUAGCUAAAUUACAUUCCAAAAUUGUUAGUUGGCCAUGUUGAGCAUAAAUUCUUGGAUUAACACUGUGUUGUUUAUUAUUUAAGUUAAUCUAAGAGCAAUACAAUCUGUACUAUUUACAAAUUCUGUAUUCUUAUUGCAGUGAUUUACCACUGAUGAUGUAACCAAGCCUUGUCUGAAACGGUGUCACAAGCACUGUGUCCCAGAUCACAAUAAAAGCUGUUCUGUCAGAGUA